This is a messenger RNA of Pocillopora verrucosa, 1629 nucleotides long. RefSeq names its product carbohydrate sulfotransferase 3-like. The record is from RefSeq and is a predicted model, not a curated record. Gene Ontology annotation, molecular function: N-acetylglucosamine 6-O-sulfotransferase activity. Lineage: Eukaryota; Metazoa; Cnidaria; Anthozoa; Scleractinia; Pocilloporidae. Gene Ontology annotation, biological process: sulfur compound metabolic process; N-acetylglucosamine metabolic process.
GUGCGUGUUGUUAGCUCUGUAAAUCUCCAUCGCGUGUAUUGUCUGGUUUUGAAAGCUGUGACAUUGAACCUGACUAGACUUGAUGACUGAGUCAUAACAUAAGGAAAAAAGUACAUUUCCAAGAGGUUAAAGAUGCGGACGAGAAAUUUCAUUAAAUAUUGGUCAGCACUUUUAAGUGCCUCACUGGUUUUCUUAGGUUACGUGUUUUACACAUUUAAUGUUAAAACAUACCGUGGUAAUCAGUCGAGUUUGAAAAAAGAACAAUCCACAUAUAUUCAGAUUCCUUCUCUACGAGUUCCAAGAAAAGGCAUAAUAAUUUUUGGUCAGGAUCGCUCUGGGACGACCUUUAUAAGUGCAAUGUUUGCAAACGAUCCACAAAUAUUCAUGGUGUACGAGCCGCUCUGGAUAACUCAAAGAUGGUUUUUUUACGAAAACCAGUAUUAUCGUCGUUGCAUAAGUUGCGAACUUCAAGUAGUAAGUUCCAUUAUGGCUUGUAAUUUCUCACGCUCCCCUGCUUCGACAAAAUUCCUGUCGUAUGUUUCCACUCCCUGGACUGGUGCUCUGCCAGUUAAUAUUUUCGAUACACCAAACUUUUGCAACAAAACUCGGGAUGUAAGGAAUAUAAAUUGUCCCAAACUUGGAAAAAACCCGGGUUUUGUGGAUCGUGUUUGCAAUACAAAGUAUAAACACAGCGUUGUUAAGGUCGCACCCGCUAGGUUACCUCGAGAAAAACUGGCUGAUCUUGUUCCUCGAGUUUUAUUGGAAAAUCCGGAUCUAGACGUGCGAGUGUUACAUCUGGUACGAGAUCCCCGAGGUAACAUUAAUUCUCGAAUUAAUUUAGACUGGGUGAAAGAUUACCCCAGCCCAAAACUACCAUCGACUGCAGCGGACCUAUGUGGUUCAAUUCUCAUUAAUUUAUAUCAUGCGGAUAAAACGUUAACAGACUUGGGACUCAAACACAGGUACAAACUGGUUUUGUACAAGCAGAUUGCUGAUGAUCCGUUGGGGACUGCCAAGGAUAUCUAUGACUUUGCUGGAUUUAAAAUGCCUCUAGAGACAGAACAAUGGGUAUUAGAGACAACAAAACCGAGCGCGGAAACACUCAAGAAGGAACUGGAGAAACCUUAUUCUACAGUGCGGAAUGCUUCAGGAAACGCGGAUAAAUGGAGGGAAGAUGCAUUUUAUUUCAGGAAUCGGAUCAUUGAGAGACAUUGCAAAACUCUAUUGGAUUCAUUAGGCAUGGAGAGAGUUUCCAAACCAAAGUUGGCAAAUUAUAAAUGAAAAUGAAAAAUCGACUCUGAAAUACUUGAAUUCAUUAAAUGAAGAGUUCCAUCUCUCCUCGCUGCAGUCCUCCGGGGACACCGCUCGGGCAGAUUGGGGUUAGGAGGCAGCUGACAUCAAAGCACAGAGUACAAGGGUGGGAAAGGAAAGAAAAGACAGUAAAGGCGUUCGACUAAACGUCUUUGUUCAACUGCGUACGUUUCUUUGAAAGGAAACGCAAAAACUGACUACACAGGCGAGGGUGUCACUGAAAGACAACUCACGAUAACUUAUGAUAAUUCCGCUGACCUCAAGGUGGCUAAAAAGACAUUUGUUAUAAUGCUUAUUUACUCGUUAAAAAGUUAUUAA